GUCGAGAUCAUCCGGCCAUUGAUUGCGCUUACAACCACAAAAGCAAUUAUCACUGUCGUCUUUCUGUCCCAUUCAAGUACUCAGAUUCAACUGACAAGGUGGCAUAAACACUACACGCAAUUCCACCACCACCACCACCCCCUCGUCCAACUCCAACUCCUUCAUACCCAGCUUACAGCGCGCAUCAUUCAUCAAAAUGCCCGCCGCACACGCACACCUCAACCACGAAGAGUUCUUCACCUCCCUAACGACCCUCCUAAGCACCACCUCCCAAAAAGCCCGCGGCUCCGUCUACCUCACCCAGAAACCCUUAAUCGAUCCCCAACAACAAGACCAACAAAUACCGGCUAUCCUUAUCCGCGCCACCGACGGGAACACCAGCGCCGCGAAUCCGAAGAACACGAUCGAUAAGAAGGGCAUUUCAAAGAACAAGAACACGAACAAGGUUAAGCUGUCGACGGUCGUUAACCCGGAUGAGUUGGAGGCGUUCUAUGCUCGGUACGCGGAGGUUUGUAAGGCUGGGAUGACCGGGCUGAAGAAGCGGGAUCGGAAGAAGAAGAAUGCGAAGGGGAAGGCGGGGGGAAAGGUGCCGAAGCUUUGAGUUUCUGACGGGGACGGGGUUUUGUGGUGGGAGGUGGGUAGGGGGUUGAUUUGUGCGUUGAUGGUCUGUAUAUGAG
This is a messenger RNA of Aspergillus homomorphus CBS 101889, 677 nucleotides long. RefSeq names its product signal recognition particle 14 kDa protein. Gene Ontology annotation, molecular function: 7S RNA binding; endoplasmic reticulum signal sequence receptor activity. Gene Ontology annotation, biological process: SRP-dependent cotranslational protein targeting to membrane. Gene Ontology annotation, cellular component: signal recognition particle, endoplasmic reticulum targeting. The coding region runs from base 197 to 601 and encodes 134 amino acids. The record is from RefSeq and is a predicted model, not a curated record. NCBI's taxonomy places the organism in Eukaryota, Fungi, Ascomycota, Eurotiomycetes, Eurotiales, Aspergillaceae. The transcript has 2 exons.